Molecule: messenger RNA, 240 nt
Organism: Haemonchus placei
Lineage: Eukaryota; Metazoa; Nematoda; Chromadorea; Rhabditida; Trichostrongylidae
Source: the annotation of a GenBank genome assembly
UUUCAGUAUGACUGUCAAAGCUAUGCAGCCAGAUUUCCACGUAGUGAAGCUAUUUUCUGCCGUACAACUCGACAUAAAGCACCAAAUAAUACCUACACAGUCAUGAAGGAAUGUAUUUCCGAAAGGGAUCAUUAUGAACUGUUCCCUAACAAAGGAUAUUCCAUGGAUGAAGAAUGCGAUCUCGUUGAAGUACAUGGCCAAGAGGUACGGUGGACGAAUCUAAAGACGAAUAACUUGUGA